AUGGAUAGAUUUAAAGUACUUCAAAGAGGCAUGUCCUUUAGAGGUUCAGUGAGAAAAAACGCUGAGAAACUAUACUAUUUAGAUUUGGGUGCUGCUGAUAUCAACUACCACCCAAAGUAUCAUCGUUCGAAAUGUGGUAUUUUGGCAAGCGUUGUUGUAUUAGUUAUUGUAAUCUUUUUUAUUAUUAUGACAACAGCACAAUUCUCAAAAGGUGUACCUUCAAUUAUUUAUAAUGCAAAUAUACCAUCACAGUAUGCACCAAUGGAUACUCCAUUCGUGGGUGUGGGAUUCAGUUCUGGGAACAGAGGAAUCACCAACGAUCCUUCGCUGUUCACAGUAAAGUUCAAUAAAGUGACAAUCUAUGGCCAAGACAAAAAACCAAGAACCAAAGUACCAAUUGCCACAGUUCCAUGUACAUUCUACCAGAAUCCACCUCCAGGAUCGGACGACAACGUUCUACCGGAGAUCUACACCAACGCCACACUCUGUCCGAAUGAAACCGUCACCAUGAUGGGAACCUACGAGAUGGAGGUCUACCAGUAUCUCGACAUCGGUGUUUAUCGAUGCACUUGUCCACCGGCCACACCAAACUGCGGUUGCGCCAACGACACCGAGUUCAACUCACGUUUCUUUACUGACUCGACACUCAAUGUUUUGGUCGUCGAAAAGAAUCCAUCGUACUCGGUGUUCGCGCGUGAAUUCAGCAUUAUUCCACGUGAUCCCGACUUUGCCAAGCCACCCACCCAAAAGAAUUACACAUUCUCCAAGUUUUGGUACAACUCCAAGUAUCAAUAUCAAAAGGUAGACAUCUCAAUUCAGAGAAAAACCAUUUACAAUGGACCGAGAUUCGUGUUUGACUAUCACGUCGGUAACUUCUAUGGCGUCGGUGGAUUCGUUGGACGUGCCUACGACUACGAUCCCAACCAAACCACCCUGUUCAAAGCGUAUAUCCGUCUGGAUGAAUAUGACAACCAAGAGUACCGUCAAAGUCCAGCACUUCUCCAACUGAUAGGAUCGUGGGGUGCACUCUGGACUUUCUUCUCACUGACCGUUCUCCAACUGGCUCGAAUCUACAACAACCGAAAAUAUCACAACGAAAAAGAAAUCAAAAAGAUUGUCAAUGAUUUAGUUCACGGUUCACCCGUACCAUCCAACAAGAAUUUCAAUCCAUCGAUUAUCAAUGAAAGUAGUGGUGAUUUAGCUAUUUAUAAUGAUAGUAAUAAUAAUAAUAAUAAUAAUAAUAAUAAUAAUGAAUUCGAAGCUAACAAUGCACCAAGAAGAAGUUUAAUGUCAAUUCAACUUGGUGAUGAUAAUAAUAAUAAUACUAACAAUAAUAAUAAUAAUAAUAGUAAUAGUAAUAUGAGUAAUAGCAUUGAAAUGGGUAUUAUUACUACUAAUACAACACCGGUGAGACAACCAAAGAAUAUUUUACAUGCAUCGAGUGGUAGUCUGGACAAGUUUGUAAAUGGAGCUGGCUGGGCCAAUCAUCCAAACCAACAGAUUGGCUAUGGAACUGUAUCAUCAUUCGGUAUCAAUUCAUCGAUUGAUUUGAACAAUAGCGAUCAAAUCCCACAUAACCACUAUUUAAACAGCAGCAAUGAAUCUGGUCGUAGUCAACGCAGUAACUCCAACCAAAGCAACAGCAGUAGUCACACCAGUAAAAGUAAGAAUUUCGAAAUUCUAAAUGAAGUUACUCUGUUUAUGUCUAUGUCUGCUGUGCGUGUUGGUGGUUAUAAAUUCAUAUCAAUCAAUCAACCAAUCAACGAAUCAAUUAUCACUAAAUUACUAUUGUAUAGUUCAAUCAAUCAAUCAAUAAAAUCAAAUUAUAAUAUCAAAUAUAAUAUAAUCAACUUUGUUAUUGUUAUUGUUGAACAACAUAGUUAA
Molecule: messenger RNA, 1884 nt
Organism: Heterostelium album PN500
Lineage: Eukaryota; Evosea; Eumycetozoa; Acytosteliales; Acytosteliaceae
Exons: 6
Coding region: 1-1884 (627 amino acids)
Biological process (GO): reciprocal meiotic recombination
Cellular component (GO): nucleus
Molecular function (GO): double-stranded DNA binding
Source: RefSeq, a predicted model, not a curated record